AUACAUGUGUAGAGUGUUUAGGAAAUAUUAAUAAAACUUCCGUACCGACAAUCAAGCUUAAUGAUGGUUAUAAGAUACCGGUGCUCGGAUUUGGCACCUGGCAAGCUGAGGGACAGAAAUUGGUCGACGCCAUAAAGGACGGCUUACGACAGGGUUGGAACCAUAUCGACACGUCCUGGUUCUUCCAUAAUGAACGAGAGGUAGGACAGGCUAUGCAGGAGGUGUUUGCCGAAAAAAACCUGACACGAAAAGACAUAUACCUUGUGUACAAAGUUUGGCCAAAAAACUCGAACUACAGGCGCACACAAAAUGCCAUCCGAAAUGCUUUGCUGGCUCUUAACACCACAUACUUGGACUUAGUUAGCAUAAAAUGGCCGCUAAAAGACAAUUCAGACAUCUAUCGGGCACUUGAGUGGGCCCGCGAACAAGGAAUGGCCCGUUCGAUAGGUGUGUCCAACUUUAAACCGGCAGAAAUUGAGACACUUAUGACUAAAGCAGUGAUUAAGCCCAGCGUUAAUCACAUUCGCAUACAUCCCGGUUUCAAUCAGGACGAAACAGUAGACUAUUGUCAAAAACAAGGUAUAGUUGUUGCCGGUUGGUCACCGCUGGGCACCGGAUCAAUGAUUAAAGAUCCCACACUUGUAGCUAUGGGUCAGCGCUAUAAUAAAAGUGCGGCACAAGUAAUGAUUAGAUGGCAACUGCAGAGAGGACUAGUGGUCGUACCUAAAAGUACUAAACUUAAGCGUAUUAUUGAAAAUUUUUCUGUUUUUGACUUCAAACUAAAUGAUAAGGAUAUGGAGAUUAUACACUCAAUGCCGCAAAUAAAUCUCAUUGAUUUUUGGGGUUAAUAAUUGUAUUACACUUUAUUUACAUUGAAUUUUAUAUUUUAGCAUUACUUUGAUUUUUAAUUUUUUUAUUGAUUUAAUCAGUUAGUUAUUGAUGUUUAUGUUUAUUGGA
Oppia nitens is the source of this 957-nucleotide messenger RNA. RefSeq lists its product as uncharacterized. Lineage: Eukaryota; Metazoa; Arthropoda; Arachnida; Sarcoptiformes; Oppiidae. The transcript is spliced from 2 exons. Gene Ontology annotation, molecular function: oxidoreductase activity. The record is from RefSeq and is a predicted model, not a curated record. The coding region runs from base 213 to 848 and encodes 211 amino acids.